Messenger RNA from Staurois parvus, 343 nucleotides. NCBI's taxonomy places the organism in Eukaryota, Metazoa, Chordata, Amphibia, Anura, Ranidae. The record is from the annotation of a GenBank genome assembly.
UCAUGCUGCUGCCAGGUCCAGAGUCUCUCAUGGGUCCCUGUACGGCCUCCCAUUGCUGCUGUCUCCAUCGCCACACUCUGCCAUGUGCCACUUUCAGGUCUCCUCACACUGCUGGUGUGUUCCAUUUUUUGUCAUAGGGUGCUGGCAGAUUACGGGCCUCCCAUUGCUGCUGCCAGGCCCCGUAAUCUGCCAUGGGCCCCUGUACCGCCUCCUCAUGCUGCUGCCAGGUCCACAGUGUCUCAUGGGUCCCUGUACGGCCUCCCAUUGCUGCUGUCUCCAUCGCCACACUCUGCCAUGUGCCACUUUCAGGUCUCCUCACACUGCUGGUGUGUUCCAUUUUUUG